GGGCGGUGCUGCGCUGCGGGGGAGGGGAGCGCUGAUGCAAGAGGCGAGUGCGGCCGUCGCUGGUAACGGCUGACCGCGUCCCUCAGCGUCCGCCGCUCCGCCCGCCUCCCGCUCCGCACCGUGCCGCUCCGCUUCGUGCCCGGCCGCAGCCAUGUCGGGCGACGAGAUGAUUUUCGAUCCCACUAUGAGCAAGAAGAAGAAGAAAAAGAAGAAGCCCUUUAUGCUGGAUGAGGAAGGAGGGGAUACACAAGCGGAAGAGACUCAGCAAUCAGAAACAAAAGAAGUUGAACCAGAGCCAACAGAAGACAAAGAUGUUGAAGCAGAUGAAGAAGACAGCAGGAAGAAAGAUGCAACAGAUGACCUGGAUGAUUUAAACUUCUUCAAUCAAAAGAAAAAGAAGAAAAAAACAAAAAAGAUAUUUGAUAUAGAUGAAGCAGAAGAGGGUGUAAAGGACUUGAAAAUUGAGGGAGAUGUGCCAGAGGCAGUAGAACCUGAAGAUGACCUUGAUAUCAUGCUGGGCAAUAAAAAGAAGAAAAAGAAGAAUGUGAAGUUUCCAGAUGAGGAUGAGAUAAUGGAGAAGGAUGAAGCUUUUGAAGAUGAAGAUAGCAAAAAAGAUGAUGGAAUUUCUUUUAGCCUUCAGUCAGGACCUGCGUGGGCAGGCUCGGAAAGGGACUACACAUAUGAUGAGUUGCUCAAUAGAGUAUUCAACAUCAUGCGAGAGAAAAAUCCAGAUAUGGUAGCUGGAGAAAAACGGAAAUUUGUCAUGAAGCCUCCGCAGGUUGUACGAGUAGGGACCAAGAAAACAUCUUUUGUCAACUUUACAGAUAUCUGCAAAUUAUUACAUCGUCAGCCAAAACAUCUUCUGGCAUUUUUGUUGGCAGAAUUGGGUACAAGUGGCUCAAUAGAUGGUAACAACCAACUUGUAAUCAAAGGAAGAUUCCAGCAAAAACAGAUAGAAAAUGUCUUGAGAAGAUAUAUCAAGGAGUAUGUCACCUGUCAUACGUGUCGGUCACCAGACACAAUCCUACAGAAGGACACCAGAUUAUAUUUCUUGCAGUGUGAGACCUGCCACUCUCGCUGCUCCGUCGCCAGCAUCAAAACUGGUUUCCAGGCUGUCACAGGCAAGAGAGCACAGCUCCGUGCCAAAGCUAACUAGUUUGCUAAUCAACACUGGAUUUUGCAAAGUGUUCUGGGGAGAUAUGACUGGACAGGUUUACAAUCGGAAUGGAUUUACCAUUGUAUUAAAACAAGAUUGUAAAAACGACAAGAAAUUUGUCUUUUGAUUGAUUGGUCUGUGAAAUCCUUGCAAGAUGCAGAUCCUCAAGCUGUUCACAUACAUUUGCUCAUUGAAUAUAUUUUACCAACUGUAAGGAACGUGAUGGGAAAGGAGGUGCUUUUUAAUCCAUUCAGACUUCUGUAAAACACGAGAUAAAUUAAAGAUACUAUAACAGUGA
Molecule: messenger RNA, 1454 nt
Organism: Aquila chrysaetos chrysaetos
Lineage: Eukaryota; Metazoa; Chordata; Aves; Accipitriformes; Accipitridae
Gene: EIF2S2
Product: eukaryotic translation initiation factor 2 subunit beta
Exons: 9
Coding region: 152-1156 (334 amino acids)
Biological process (GO): formation of translation preinitiation complex; translational initiation; formation of cytoplasmic translation initiation complex
Cellular component (GO): eukaryotic translation initiation factor 2 complex
Molecular function (GO): mRNA binding; translation initiation factor binding; translation initiation factor activity
Source: RefSeq, a predicted model, not a curated record